Messenger RNA from Arctia plantaginis, 897 nucleotides. NCBI's taxonomy places the organism in Eukaryota, Metazoa, Arthropoda, Insecta, Lepidoptera, Erebidae. The record is from the annotation of a GenBank genome assembly.
AUGGUGUUUUGUUAUAAAAUAAUAACAGAGUCGCCGAGGCGCUCCGGGUGUGUGUCGCCGAGGAAGAAAUCUCCAACGAACAACAUUAUUCAAAAUGUACCGGAUUCUCUGUCACUACUGCUCGGAUCCCUAGAGUACGAUUCAAAUAGUACAGAUAUUUUGGACUCCAUUCCUGAGAGAGAAUGGAAGCUAUUGGCAGCAUUAGCGAGAAAAAGAGAAGAAGACGACGAACGCGAGAAGCUUGCUGAUCAGUUCCGACGCAUGUGGCAGAAAGAAAAGGAAGAAAGGGAAAUGGUGGAAGCAGAAACAAAUAUGCAAUACACGCGCUAUAUCACAAAGAAGCGCCGCGACGAGCAGAGCUGGCACGAUUACAAACAAUACCAAAAGUCGUUAGAACUGCAGCUGAAGAGACAACAGCUCCUGGACUGCAUCAAAGAAAAGGAAGAGAGGAGUGCGGAAGUGCUAGCAUGGAUUGACGAUCAUAAGGCAAACACGAUGGUAGAUAGAGCACUGGAAGACGAAGCUCGAGCUCUACUAGCGGCUGACAGGCGCAGCCGCAUUGGCGAAGCGGAAGAUUUCCGAAGAAGAGUGCAGCUCAUUGACACGCAGAAAAAAUCUGAUGAUGCUGGCAAGAGGCGGAGAGCGAUGUUGAAAGAUGCCUCACGGCGUCUGGCGAUCUCCAACGCCCUAUCGACGUGGGAGUCGUCGCUAGUGCGACGCGAAGUGUUUGCCCUGGACACGGCGCGCCGGGCGCAGCACGCGGCCAGCGCGGCGCUGACGGACGCGCGCAGCGCUUCUCUGGCCCGAGCCAGGGACGCCAGGAAAAGACGCGCCCGGAAACUAGCCGCUGUUACACAGCAGUUAAGGGAAGCUAUUCGCUCCGGACGCAGGUCGUAA